AAUUGAACCGAAUCGAAAUGAAGGUCCAGUUACCAGCCUUAUCCCCAACAGUCUCUUGGUGAUGUACUGGGAACAACAAGUACUACCAUAUCAUUCCAUUAAAAACAUUAUUCUUUGAUAAUCAAAUUUCCAAACUCCCCACUAUUCAUAAUGAUUUCAAUUUCAAACUCAAUGGUAGUUGCUUCUUCUCUUUAUUAUUCACCAUCCUCAUUAUUACUACCUCGCACCCUCCUCUUCGAUUCCCACAAACUUUCUUCCUCAAAACAAACCUAUGGAUUUCUUCAUCACCACCAUUACCGUUUCAAUUCUAAAAGGGUUCUUCCUUCUCUUUGCUUUUUCAACUCUAGAGAUGACAAAUCUGACACCAAACUACAGGACAAGGACUCUGGAUUGGAAUGGCCUAUUCUCAGGCGAUGGGAGGUGCCUUGGGGAUGGCAAACAGUUUCAUUAACCUUUUUUGCUUGUGGAUUAGGUUUUGUGUUGACAGGUUUGGUUGAGGCAACAGCUCUACCAUAUCUAGGUAUUCGGCCUGAGGUGCUAAGUUUAGAUGAAAAGGCGGAGUUACUCUUUUUAGAUCAGGGCAUGGCAACUGCUGCUGUACUUGGAAUCAUAUAUAGUGUUUUCAACUCUUACCAGCCACUCCCUGAAGACUUCUUCAAAUAUGAUUUGAGGGAACCUUUUAGUCUUCAAAAGGGAUGGCUUUUAUGGGCUGGAGUUGGACUUGUUGGUGCCCUACUUGCCAUUGGAUUGACAGGGUAUGCUGUGUCCUUCUUUAACGGAGAAACCCCACAAAGAGAGACUGAUGCUCUUGUUCGCUUGCUUCCGUUAAUUGGAUCUUCAAGUGUCAGCACUGCUUGUUUGGUGGGUAUCACUGGUGUUUUUGCUCCACUUCUUGAGGAGACGGUAUUCCGAGGCUUUUUCAUGACUUCCCUGACUAAGUGGGUUCCUACACCAGUUGCUAUCAUCAUUAGUGCUGCUGUCUUUGCCCUUGCUCAUCUCACUCCUGGUGAAUUCCCCCAGUUGUUUGUUCUAGGGAGUGCUCUAGGAAUUUCAUAUGCUCAAACCCGCAACCUUCUUACUCCCAUCACUAUCCAUGCGAUCUGGAAUUCAGGAGUUAUAUUACUUCUCACUGUUCUCCAGGUGCAAGGAUAUGAUAUCAAAGAAUUAUUGCAUUAAUGCAGACAGGAAAGUUUUUCUCUCCUUUGUAAAGAUGUGGAGCAUGUAUCAUGCAGGAUACAGAUCCAUUUUGUUUGUAUAUCUACCAUGCUCCUCUUACUUGUUGUAAAAUGUUAGACAGAUUGCUUUUUGAAACGAUGAAGUAGAUAAUGAUUAUUGAUCAUGGUAUGGUAGUAAAUAUAUACAAUCAAUUAGACUUUUUUGCGGGCUCUGAUAUGACACAGAGCUAAGAAUAUUUUGAUAUGAGAAAAUAUUUAUUACUA
Trifolium pratense (red clover) is the source of this 1439-nucleotide messenger RNA. RefSeq lists its product as uncharacterized. Gene Ontology annotation, molecular function: metalloendopeptidase activity. Lineage: Eukaryota; Viridiplantae; Streptophyta; Magnoliopsida; Fabales; Fabaceae. The transcript is spliced from 10 exons. The record is from RefSeq and is a predicted model, not a curated record. Gene Ontology annotation, biological process: CAAX-box protein processing. Gene Ontology annotation, cellular component: membrane. The coding region runs from base 151 to 1176 and encodes 341 amino acids.